This is a messenger RNA of Malassezia japonica, 2223 nucleotides long. RefSeq lists its product as uncharacterized. Gene Ontology annotation, molecular function: ATP binding; protein serine/threonine kinase activity. Gene Ontology annotation, cellular component: cytosol. The transcript has 2 exons. Bases 1 to 2223 code for a protein of 740 amino acids. NCBI's taxonomy places the organism in Eukaryota, Fungi, Basidiomycota, Malasseziomycetes, Malasseziales, Malasseziaceae. The record is from RefSeq and is a predicted model, not a curated record. Gene Ontology annotation, biological process: intracellular signal transduction; protein phosphorylation.
AUGUCGGGAACGCAAGAAGCUGAGCCGCGCCCUGCGCCGGCUCUGCAGGUGGACAGCGACCUGUUCACAGGGUCAUCGCAGUCCGCCUCGCUCGCAAGCUCAUUCCACUCGGACCACCAAGAGAACACGUUGCACAGUGGCGCCUCGAGCACCGAAAGCCAUGCUGCGCCUCCGCUCCAGCCUGCCGCGCUGAAUACACAGGCGCCGCCGGCGCCGGCAGCCCCCGAGACUUCGAAUGCACCGGCCCCGCGCCACCGCGGCCUCGGCAGCUUCUUCACGCGAUCAGGGAACGAUACCCCGUCGGGCUCGGUACACGACGAUCUGGGGUCCGACGGUACCGCAACGCCCAAGCAGGCGACACGGAAGAAGAGCGAUCACUUUUCGCACCCUUUGAAUGAUCUACGCCGCUUCCUCCAUAACCAUAUUGGGCACUCCAACGCGCGUGACAAACAGGCACCUAAAGGCGAUCGGAAUGCCCGCGACAAAGCGCGGCAGCGCAACGAUUCGGUGUCGCGGAAUAGCGUGCGUGGCACCGACUCGCCGCCGUGGGCCAUCAGCAAUGCAGGCAUCAGCAAAAAGUACGGGCGAUGGGGCCGGACGCUCGGUACGGGUGCAGGCGGUACGGUGCGUAUCAUCAAGCGCUCCAAGGAUCAUGCUGUGUUUGCCGUGAAAGAGUUCCGUGAGCGGCGACAGGACGAGCCCGAGAAGGAGUACAUCAAGAAGGUCACCGCUGAGUUCUGCGUCGGAAGCACGCUGCACCAUAUCAACAUUAUCAAGACGCUGGACAUCAUCAGUGACAAUGGGCACUACUACGAAGUGAUGGAGUAUGCCCCUAAUGAGCUCUUUGCUGUGGUCAUGAGCGGCAAGAUGGGAUACAAUGAGACGAACUGUGUCUUUCGCCAGAUCGUCGACGGUGUUGACUACUUGCACGGCCUCGGCCUGGCGCACCGUGAUCUCAAGAUCGAUAACUGUGUCAUGACCAGCGACGGGAUUGUCAAGAUCAUCGACUUCGGCACGGCCACCGUCUUUCAGUCGCCCGGUAAGAGCAAGGUGCUUGCGAGCGGCAUUGUCGGCUCGGACCCUUACCUCGCGCCCGAAGUCUUGUCACAGCAGACGUACGACGCGCGCCUCACGGAUGUCUGGAGCUUGGCCAUCAUCUACAUCUGUAUGAGCAUGCGGCGCUUCCCGUGGAAGUUGCCCGACCCCGAAGUCGACUCGAGCUUCCAGAUCUUUGUCUCGGCGCACCCCGAGCUGUGCCAGACGAGCGACGCGCCGGGCCCGGACUUGUCGAGCUCGGAGGAAGCCGCGGCAAACGACAGUUGCAUCAGCUCGCUGCUCGACAAUGUGGAAAACAGCGAAAUGUUCCGCUCGUUCACGAGCGACGGCGCACCGCGCAUUCCCACGGCAGUGGAGGCAGGCUACCUGGUCGGUGGCUCCGACUCGAACCCCGUGACGCCCAUCACCACGACGGAGCGGCGCAACGCUGGCGAGACCGGCCACAGCGAAGCGGCGCCAGUGAAGCGCGGCCCUUCGACGCCGCAGCGCGCCAUGACCAUGCCGGACGAGACAGACGUCGACCUCCCGUCGCGCCCUGCGUCGCGCGCCGCAUCGCCCGACGCAUCCGCGAGUGGUACGCCGAAUGCCGAUGGCGGCGGCCAAGGCCGCGCCGCACACGGCAACGACGCCGACCACUCGCCUGCGUCGCCCUCCGAGGACCCUCAGCCGCGUGCGGCCGACAGCCUGUUCCGGCUGCUGCCCAUCGCGGCGCGCCCGGCCCUGUCGCGUAUGCUGAUGCUCGACCCCCGCAUGCGCGCGACGCUCGGCGACCUCUUGCGUGGCCGCAGCUACGGCAGCAUGGACGGACCCGUAUCCGCGUCCGAGUACCGCAAGCAGCACUUUGAGUCGGACCAGCAAGCGCCCUCUGCGCAAGGCACGCCGCUCCAGCGUGGCAGCUACGUGGACGUCUAUGAGAAUGACGAGGAUUCGGGCGAUCACUGGCUAAAGACGAUCAACACGUGCUCGCACUGGUACCACGACAAAGGCCACGGGAAUCAGCCCGAUGUGCACCUCUCCAAAGACGAGAAUACUUUUGCGGACAUGGGCUUCCGGGCCAUCUACGCUGUGGAUGAGAAGUUUGUGGAACGCCCGCCCCCCAACCACAUUCACGUUUCGGCGCCGCCGCCCGAUGGGAAACGGCGUUUGUUCCAGCGGAAAGAUAGUUAA